UAUCAAAUUUUGAAACGAUGAAGUUCUUUGCUCUGUGUGCCUUCCUCCUCAUUGCCCUGGCUACCGUCCUGGCAACUCCCGGUGAGCUUGGCCAUCUUCCUGUAGUACACGGACCUGUGGGACACGCUGGACCUGUAGGACACGGUGGACCUGUAGGACACGGUGGACAUGUAGGACACGGUCCAGUUGUAGGACAUGGUCCAGUUGUAGGACAUGGUGUUCAUGGUCAUUCUGGCUAAAAACUUAUCUGAAUCCUUCAAGGAGCCCAAUGCAGACCUUGAUGGAAAGAAACGAAGUGUUUGUUCAACACCUUCAGUGCAGCAUAUCCUAAUAAAAUAUUCGAUUUAUCGAAAA
Molecule: messenger RNA, 354 nt
Organism: Drosophila sechellia
Lineage: Eukaryota; Metazoa; Arthropoda; Insecta; Diptera; Drosophilidae
Exons: 1
Coding region: 18-239 (73 amino acids)
Source: RefSeq, a predicted model, not a curated record